This is a messenger RNA of Caenorhabditis remanei, 1173 nucleotides long. RefSeq lists its product as uncharacterized. The record is from RefSeq and is a predicted model, not a curated record. Lineage: Eukaryota; Metazoa; Nematoda; Chromadorea; Rhabditida; Rhabditidae. The transcript has 4 exons. Bases 1 to 1173 code for a protein of 390 amino acids. Gene Ontology annotation, biological process: protein dephosphorylation. Gene Ontology annotation, molecular function: protein tyrosine phosphatase activity.
AUGUUUAUCAGCCGCAGAUUCCCAUAUAUACCCUGGAAUUUGCUAAGUUUUCAGUUAAUUUCACAAUUGGAUAAUUUCAAGAUGAACAAGUCGAUGAGAUCGAAGAGAAAGAAGAAGCCAACGGCCAUGAAAAGUGGUGGUGAACGAAGCGAACGUAAACCAAGUAAACAAACAGCAAAGAAACCAUCAACUCCAGCAGCAAGUGAAAGGGCACCAAAAAGCAAACCGAAGAGUAAUGGAAUCACUUGUAGAGAACAACAGGAACCAAGUAAAAAUGAGAAGAAGACGAGUAAAGGAGGAUCAAAAGAGAUGUGGACUGGAGAGGAGACGGCCAAGAAAAUGGUUGCUAGCGGAUUCUUCAACAACAAUACCAUCAGCGGAACAUUUAAAGAUCUGCCCACAUUGAAACCACCUCUUGAUUCCUGCCCGUGUUUCAAAAACAAUCUUCAAAAAGUGAGAGCUCCGGACUGUCCGAUCCCAGAUGAUAAGCUGAUUAAGCUCACUCAUGCACCUGACAAUUUCAUAUGUGCUUCGAAAGUGACUGUCCCAGAAUACAAUCGAACAGUAAUUCUAACACAAGUGCCUGAUGUAUCGAACGCUCAGAAUAUUGAAGACUUUUGGAGAAUGAUCUUCCAGGAAAACGUGGCUUCUGUCGUGAUUGCGGUGAUGCCUCUGGAGUCAUCUGUCACUCUGCAGCAAAUAUUUCCAUUGUUAAACGGAACAUAUUCCAAUCAUGGAAAGAUGUUUCUGAAUAACAAGAAAGUGGAAUCUGCUGUCGCAGUGACGUCAUACACGUUGGAGAUCCUUCCAGAUGGUUGCUCUAAUUCCCUUUUCACUACAGUAUACCAUCUUCACAACUGGAGACAAAAAAGAGGAUUGGAGCAAGUUGGAGACUUGGUUAACACUCUGGAGAAGGUGUUAAAAACUAAUGAGAACACGGUAUUCAUGAGUAUGAAUGGAACUGGCCGAGCUGGAACAAUGCUUGCUCUUUUCACUGCAAUGGCUCAAGUUCAGAAAGGAAAAGAAGUUAAUCCAAAGGAAACGAUGGAGAAGUUGAGAGCUGAGAGAUGCGGAGUUGUGGACAAUGCAGAACAAUAUGGAACUGUGCACAAGGCAAUGGCUGUUUGGUUCAAGAACAAAUCGAAUAGUGAGGAGAUUCAGAAGAUUGCCUGA